AUGGAACAUAUGAAAGGAAUUUUCAACUGGAAUGUCAAGCAGCUUUUCUUGUAUUUAACAGCAGAGUACUCAACCAAGAAUAAUGUAUGUGUGUUUCUUUCUCUAUGUUAAAUAGUGUAGGUAUAUAUUUAGUGUUGGGAAUCAGCUGAGAUUCAUUAUCAAUCAUAAGAAAUAACCAGAUUGACGAAACUCCUCAAUCAUCAAUUUGUAAGGAGAAAAAUUUCUUAUAAGAAUUCUGUUUAUUGUGCUCCUUUGUGCAAGUCAAUGUAAUGAAAGUUUUGAUUUUCUCUUUUGGGUGGACCUCUUCUCUUAAUAGCACCAGUGGAGAGAUUUAAGCAUGGUGGUUGUGUCAAUUUUUAAGAACAUGACAAUAAUUAUUAAUACAUACAAAAUGUAUCAGAAAAGGGUCAUCAAUGGAUUAAAAUUAAUGUUAACAAAAACGUAUAAAUUUUAUGAUAAUGAACUGAAAUUUUUCAUAAUCAAUUAUCGCAAAUUGUUUUUAUGUUUUCAGUCAAUUAUCAAUAAAAAAGAUUGACCCGCAACUAACAUUUUUCUGCUUAAAAGUCUUGCUUUAAACUCAUUUAGGACAUAAAAUAUAAUUUUUUUUCUCAUGAAGACACUGUGGAAUUAUUUUUCAAGUGCCUUCAGGUGGUAUAAAAAUGUUAAUUUUAUUGAUUUUCUUUUAAUCAGAAAUUUAAUCAAGUGGUGAUAUGGGACAAGAUCAUCUUACGUGGAGACAAUGCUCUUCUGAACUAUCAUGGCAUGAAUACAAAGUACUACUUCUUUGACGAUGGUCUUGGACUCAAGUGAGUUUACCAAACAACAUUAUUAUGAAUGCCUUGUCACAGUCAAACCUGUGAGUGACAUGUGCAUGGACAUUGAUUUUUCUUUUCUCGUCUCUUUUUCUUUUUUUUCAGGGGAAACAAGAAUGUCAGUCUUUACCUAUCCUGGAAUGUAAUUCCUAAUGCUGGAGUCCUUCCCUUGAUAAGCCAACCGAACAAGUUCUUCUUUGACUUCCCUAACGAAUACACUGUUAACAGAGGAGGAUUUGAUCAUUGA
Molecule: messenger RNA, 1059 nt
Organism: Porites evermanni
Lineage: Eukaryota; Metazoa; Cnidaria; Anthozoa; Scleractinia; Poritidae
Source: the annotation of a GenBank genome assembly